Erythranthe guttata (spotted monkey flower) is the source of this 1495-nucleotide messenger RNA. Its product is annotated as SNARE associated Golgi protein family. The record is from RefSeq and is a predicted model, not a curated record. Lineage: Eukaryota; Viridiplantae; Streptophyta; Magnoliopsida; Lamiales; Phrymaceae.
CCUAAAUGCCAACACGUGCAGCAAUAUCCAACACAAUUUUCAUAUAUCCUCAACAAAAUCAACUGCUCAUCGUUUCAUUUUCUUACAAUCUAAACUAACCCCCUUCACACACACACACACACACAGAACAAUAACCAACCACUUAUUUUUCUAAAACAAAAUUUCACAGAAUUGCAAUUUUUUGGUUCCAGAAUAAGAAGAUACCAGAGUAGAUUCGAAAAAAAAAAAAUCAAAAAUCAAUCGGGAGAAAAAAAAUAACCCAAAAAGAAAAAAGAAAAAAGAAAAAAAGGCAAGGACAUCCGAAUUCUCACCAUUCAGUCGACCACCUGAAAUAAAAUGCCCACCAUUCCUUUAACUAGAACGGCACCACCAAGACCGCCGUACAUCAGCCACUCUUCCUCCUCCUCCCCAUCCACCACGCUCCCACGGAGGCCAAGCUUUCACUUCUCUUUAUUCGGUUACAACCCUAAGCGCUUCCAUUUCUUGAAGCCAUGCUCUUCUUCACUCAAAGAAACCAAGAAACAACAGCAGCAGACACUCUCCAAGUCUCGAAGUAAUCCCCCCCAAAGUCUCAGGAGAACCCGGAAUUUCAAUCCUAGAGGUGAAAGUAACCAAAAUAAGGGCGGCGAUGCGGCGGAGGGUGGGGGUGGUGAUGGUGGAGAUGACACUGCCGUUAAAGGCACAAUCUUGGCGGGGCUUCUUUUUGUUGGUUUUGUUGGUGGAUUUGGGGCUUUUGGAUAUAUAUACAGGGAUCAGAUCAAUGCUUUCUUGACCCAAUUUUCUGUCUUCAUCGAAGGUUAUGGCCCAGCUGGAUAUGCUCUUUUUAUUGCAGCUUAUGCCGGUUUAGAAAUACUUGCAAUACCAGCCAUACCAUUGACUCUGUCUGCUGGUCUUUUAUUUGGCUCGGUUACUGGGACUAUCAUGGUCUCUAUAAGUGGCACGGUGGCAGCUAGUAUUGCAUUUCUAAUCGCCAGAUAUUUUGCUCGUGAGAGAAUUCUAAAGCUAGUUGAAGGAAACAAGAAAUUCCUUGCCAUAGACAAAGCUAUCGGGGAAAAUGGUUUCAAGGUUGUUACUCUUCUCCGACUCAGCCCAUUGCUCCCUUUUUCCAUCGGAAAUUACCUAUAUGGACUCACCUCUGUCAAGUUUGUCCCAUAUGUGCUAGGAAGUUGGUUGGGCAUGCUUCCAGGAACAUGGGCAUAUGUUAGUGCUGGUGCAUUCGGCCGAGCAAUAAUUCAAGAAGAAGCUGAAAUGGGAUUAGGUGGAGCGGGGAAUAGUCAGCAGCUAUGGACACUCGGACUUGGACUAUUAGCAACCGCACUCGCUGCAACUUACGUCACACGCUUAGCCAAGGAUGCAAUGAAGGAUAUCGAGUAGAUGGAGUGGCAGAACCUACUCGUCGUGUAAAUCGAAUUUGUCAUAUUUAUUUAAGAGAAUUUUAGCCCUUCUCUUUGUAAAAUGUAACACUAGACACUACAAUAUCCUUUUUUUUUUUUUC